Messenger RNA from Rhinopithecus roxellana (golden snub-nosed monkey), 1510 nucleotides. It is a transcript of the gene RNASE7, whose product is annotated as ribonuclease A family member 7. Bases 260 to 730 code for a protein of 156 amino acids. Gene Ontology annotation, biological process: innate immune response; defense response to Gram-negative bacterium; defense response to fungus. Lineage: Eukaryota; Metazoa; Chordata; Mammalia; Primates; Cercopithecidae. Gene Ontology annotation, molecular function: nucleic acid binding; RNA nuclease activity. The record is from RefSeq and is a predicted model, not a curated record. The transcript has 2 exons.
GUAUUUGGGACAUGUAAGUGGAGAGGCAUGAACCUGAUUCAUUUCCUGAUCCAGUGAUGCUCCCCAGCCCGCCUCCAAACAGACGCAGCACAGCCCAGGCCAGCUCUUAAGGAGUUCAGGAGUGAGAAGAGGCCCUCAGAGAUCUGACAACCUAGCAGUGUGUGGACACCGCCUCAGCCCACUGAGCAGGAGUGACAGCACGAAGACCAAACGCAAAGCGACCCCUGCCCUCCAUUCUGACUGCUCCCCACUAGGAGAGAUGGCACCGGCCAGAGCAGGAUUCUGCCCCCUUCUGCUGCUUCUGCUGCUCGGGCUGUGGGUGGCAGAGAUCCCAGUCAGUGCCAAACCCAAGGGCAUGACCCCAUCUCAGUGGUUUAAAAUUCAGCACGUGCAGCCCAGCCCUCAAGCAUGCAACUCAGCCAUGAAAAACAUCAACAAGCACACAAAACGGUGCAAAGACCUCAACACCUUCCUGCACCAGCCUUUCUCCAGUGUGGCCACCACCUGCCAGACCUCCAACAGAGCCUGCAAGAAUGGCGAUAAAAACUGCCACCAGAGCCAUGGGCCCGUGUCCCUGACCAUGUGUGAGCUCACCUCAGGGAAGUACCCGAACUGCAGGUACAAAGAGAAGCACCAGAACAAGUCUUACAUAGUGGCCUGUAAGCCUCCCCAGAAAAAAGACUCUCAGCAAUUCCACCUGGUUCCUGUGCACUUGGACAGAGUCCUUUAGGUUUCCAGACUGCCUUGCUGAGCCUCAAUUCCCUCUCCAGCCCUCUGCACCACUCCCCUACACCCAGAGCAUUCUCUUCCCCUCAUCUCCUGGGGCUCUUCCUGGUUCAGCCUCUGCUGGGAGGCUGAAGCUGACACUCUGGUGAGCUGAGCUCUAGAGGGAUGGCCUUUCAUCUUUUUGUUGCCAUUUCCCCAGAUGCCUAUCCCCAAGAAAGGGGCUGAGCAAGCUCAGGGCUGUGUGUUCCCUGGUCUAUGCCUUUGCACAUGUCUCCCCUGCCCCCUGGCAUUAUGGCAGCAUGACAAGGGGAGGAAAUAAAUGGAAAAGGGGCAUAUGGGAUUUGUGGACACAGCUGUUUCUGUUCCUGAACUAGAAGUCUUCCCCAGCUCUGACGUGGCAGUGAGGUGACCUGAAGCAAAGAAAAAUAUAAAUAAAUACCACUUCAUAUUUGUGUAGAGCUUCCACGUGAAUCCUCUAAUCCCCUGUGACAUAGACUUGACAGGGAUUGUAUGCCUUCUUUAUGGAUGAGGAAAUGGAGAUUUUAGAAAGCUUAAUUAAUUAAAGAGCUUGUCUAAUUAGUUAGUAGCAGAACCUGGACUCGAACCUAGGUCUCGUUACUCUAAAUAUAGUGUACUUUCUACUCUACCAGUUGGGCAACAAAGAAGACACCGUUACAGGGGCAAGAGGAGAACUAGGUGAGAGUUCACCCAUGAAGAAAUGGGUGCUCUGAAGAGCCAGUUACUCUGUGUUGGCUGCAAUAAAGAUCAUUACCUCUCUAGCCAA